Molecule: messenger RNA, 4053 nt
Organism: Lytechinus variegatus (green sea urchin)
Lineage: Eukaryota; Metazoa; Echinodermata; Echinoidea; Temnopleuroida; Toxopneustidae
Exons: 6
Coding region: 1127-2413 (428 amino acids)
Source: RefSeq, a predicted model, not a curated record
CGCGAGCGCCAUUCGUAAAUGCAGGGUCGCAUUUUACGCCUCGUGUUCCGUGCCACUUGAUAUCGAACCACCUGUAGCUUGUUGGAAAUGUCUGUGAUAUGGAUACAUCGUGGCGCCUUGGUAUAAAUAAGAUUCCAGAAUAGGUGAGUCAUCGAUGAUAUUUGUAUUUCAAAGGUGAUGAUUGAUUGUAAUGGAUGAGGGAGAUUUACCAAUGGGUUUUGUUGAAACGAUGUCAUCAGAAUCCGGUAUUAGUGACAACAUCCUAUUACAUGUGAAGCCCACUCGUUCUGUGCCUGCUUACUUGAAACGUAUUCUACCAUGCCCCCUUGAUAUAUGAUGACAGUAUAGAUAUUUAAUUAGUAGAUACGCAACUCUAUAUUUUUAAUUUUGGAUUUGAUUUGUCAGUGAUUAUUCACUCGCUUUACAUACAUCAUCGAAGUUGGAUGUUCCAGGUAUUCGGGUAAUUGACCUUGGUUCUCUUGUCAACACUACAAAGUGGGAAUAUACAAGUCUAUAUUGGAAUAACGUAUUGUUUAAAGUGCUCCCCUCAGUGGAUAUCGAAAUGAUGAAACCUAAACACCGGCCACAAAACACCGCACCCAUUAUAAUCUCGUUGAGCCUACACCGAAGACUAGCACCCUCCAAUUCCAGUACACCUUCACAUCCACGUUACAACACCACCUACCGCAUUUUUAUCACGAAGUACGUGUUUAGUCUAGCAUAAUUACACCUUGCACCCGAGGAUACCUCACCAAAGCACCGCACUUUCAGUGGUUUUUCCUCGAGUAUCUUCUAUAAACUUGCCGUGAGAUCGUAUGAAGCAUGAAGAAUCCUAUUCUAAUCGUGUCAAGAACUCUUUGGGUCAUUUUUGUCCUCGUGGGAAAGUCAUGUUCCUUUGCGGUAAGCCCCUUCCUUGCUGAUGAUUCGAAUGGUGACGACAUUUUGAAAAAGAUGAACUACAGAUUUGGGAUAUCACAUGACCUGCGCCAGCCAAUCAUUGCCCGUUUGGUCAGGGAUGCAAAUGAUGAACCGACUGAAAGUCCCAAAUUCGAUCACCUCAUCCUGAUCAUCCCCUGGUGUUUUGGGGGUUGCUGUUAUUACCAUAAUCGUGUUGGUGGUUUGCUACAUGCGUCGGAAAUAUGGAAGAACAAGUUGCUUCUCGGAUGAAUGGUUGAUUUGGUGUGGUCUUAAUAAACGAAGUGACACUUCAUCAGAGCUUGCAAUAAAUCCCAGAUCAGCCAAUGGAUCUCGUGUUUAUUAUAAAAACAGAGAAGAGGAACAGAGAAAUGUACAUAGUGGUACCAGUGUAAAGCUCCUCCCACAUGGGGCUGAUGAGGGGGGUAAUAAUGAAUCAGCCAUCAAAUUGUUACCAGAUAACCAGCAUCUCCAAACUUCAGAGUGGGUUCAGAGGGAAUUCGUAGAACAAAUAAGAGCAAUCCCAUCGGAAAAAUCUCCGAAUCGACCGGGCACCCCUGAUACCGUUGUCACCUCUCUGCUAACUGAUGAAGAGGAUAUAUCGCCAAAGACCACUGCUGUGGUACACCAGAGUGGAACCCAUGACAAAAUCUUCAAGUUUCAUCCUCGCGGCAGUCUUCAUGGAGAAGGACAGCAUGGAAACAAUGAGACCGAACAAGCCAGGUCGAUCCAGAUAAACAUUGGUCGUACCCUCAACAAUAUUCCAGAGAAUGGAAGUGUUGAUGAUGGAAAAGAUUUGGAAGACCAUGGCAUAACUGGUGAGGGUUUGGACAAAGAUAAGCACAGUAGUGGGAGUAGUAACUCAGACGACGAAGUGUUUGAAUUGGAAAGGGAUGGGAGUUGUAGGUCUACAUGUUUUGCAAAAUUAGGUUCUAACAAUAACUCACAAUUUCGCGACAGGUUUAAGGAAGGAGCAUAUUCUUCCACAAAGAGCCCGUUUGACCAAAGCUCUGGAAAUGGAAGACAGGUAUCAUAUGGCCGUGCCGAUGAAUUUGCUUCAGAUUCGCAAGUGGUUGAGGCUCAAAUCAAACGGAACAAGCAACCUCAAUUCAAAGGUGAGAAGCAUCCUGAUAAAGAAGUGGAAAGUGAGGGGGAACGUCUUAUUCCAAUGAAAUCGAAUCAACCCAGUGGAUCACUUGGUCCUUCAAAAUUGCAAGCGUCUGGUGAAUACCAGGAAAGUCCAGAAGUAAAGCGAAGGGCACCUAGAAGCGCCCCUCCGGACAGGGCCUCUCCUCCAGAUACUACUGGUAGUAUUCACGCUAAUCAUGUUCAUUUGACUGUUCAAGGAGAUGUUAAGUUUGAUUUCAACAAUCAUGUCAGUGAUGUGCAUGUGGGUGAUAGAACAAUAAAUAACAACGAUUAUACUAAAAUCUUUCCUCAAAACACUAACGUUACAGGUGAAUUCAAUAGGUCUUCUACUGGACGUCAUACCCGUUAGGUUGAAAAUGUUGAUUUAUUGUACUUCUUUCCCCUCUUUUAAUCAAACAGGGUUGGAAUUUUCGCAGAGAAAGAAAUCGAGACGUUAGAUAUUUUGGGAAGAAGGAUAAUACAGACUAAGACAAUCCCAUGUAGUAACCUUUCAAUACAUCCCACUCCCAUUUUAUUCAACUUUUAAUUCAUUUACUGCUCUUGUCAUUAUUAGCGUAUUGAAUUUCAAGUCAUGAACUUGAAAACUAUCAAAUAGAAGAGCCCACAUCAUAAGGGUUUUGAUGUCAAUACCCUAUUCACUUUAAGGAAUUGACUUUUUGAAUGGGAAUCAAAUGAUGUGAAUUUGAAUAAUAAGGAAGUACAAAUAGUGUCGUCUUUUGUACUCAUUUAGUAUUUUAGAGAUUAUCUUUGAAAUAUCCUACCUUUAAUUUUGAUAGGGUAAGGCCAUUUUUCUACAGCAGGACGAAUGGGAAAAAAGAAUAAGAAUGCACGAGACACCUUCAAGCCUGUGUCUGGGGCAUUAAAGCAAAUCAAGCAAAUCACGUGAGCAUUCCAAGGAGAAAUCUGAGUAAUUAAAUGCAGUUUGUUAAUCUGCUCCAAAGACUAUCUAAAUAAUUUUAUUGAUUACAUAUAUGAAGAAAGGCAUUUGCCCCAUCUUAUUUCCCAAUGUUUCUGUCCAGAUACUGAGGGCAAUAUUUCAAAAGUUAACUCCCAGUAUCUGUCUAUGAAAAGAAAACAGAAAGUUCAAGUUUUGUUGAGUAUGAAAUGAGAUGGCGAUCUUAUGAUAUUUUAUUGCAUAUUCUCUUUCAUUUGAUGAUAAACUUGCAAUGGACAACUGAUAUUGUGCUGUAAUUGUUUUAAACAUCAUUUUGUUUUGCUUAUUCAAUGUAGACGUUUGUAUUACAAAUAAAAUUUCUUUGUAUUUUGUUUGAAAAAUAUAUGAUAAAUAUGAUUGAAAGCAGCAAUGAAAGAAAAGAAAUUGCGGAAAACGUGUUAUUUUUAUAACGAAUUUAUAAAAGAUAAAACUCGUUCCUACACAGUCACAUUGUUGAAUGGUGGAACAUCAUCAUUGCCAUCAUUAAACUUCAUCUAUAUUUGCCUACACUUAAACGAAUCGACUAUACGUGACAGUACUAGUCAUUGAGAUUCAUUAUAAAAACUGACUAUUUUUAAUGUAUUGAAAUUCGAAUGCUGCAUGAUAUCAUUUCACUCCUUAUUGUCAAAUACAGAUUUACUGUCAAUAUCAUACGAGUGUUUAAUUCAAAGAAUUUGUGAACAUUUUGAACAUCAUCAUUGAUCAGAGCAAAUUUGUAGAGUAUAGAUUGCAACAAUGGCGACUAGAAAUUAUUUGAGGAUUUUGUCAUAUUUGGAAAGGUUGUAUCAUUCUUAAUAUUUUGUUAUAAUAUGUAGGGGUAUAGCUUUUUGUCAUUUUAACUCGGUCGAUAGUCCGAUGUAUUCAAGUUACUUGUGCGUACAUAUUUUAGUAUAUAAGUUAGGCUUUAUGUGUUCCGUGGUGAAAUAUCUAAAGCAUAUCAUAAGCUUUUAAAUGUUGAACAAUUCGAAAAAUAUUCUAACAUCCCAAAAGAAUAAUGGUUAUGUAACUUAUAUGAUUAUUUAUGGAAUAUGAAUCUGCCGUUGAGAUAUUAGGAA